AAAUUUACAAUGCAAUAAUAUUUCCUUUUCGUCGAAUGUGCACAUUCGGGAUUACGGAUUCGCGGGUUUGCUAAACGAAAUCGUUCCGUUGAUGGAACUUGCAUCAUAUCUCGACAUAUUUUCAACGUUCGUUAUCUAAUCAAGUCCACCACUCAACCGCUGAAUCUGAUCAUUCUUUAUUCAAUCAGUCUAAUUUUUACUCUGCACUCGUGCGGACCUCUGUUUUUGAUAUUGAAAUUCGCGUGCACGUUAAUAUUGUGUCCAAUAUGGAAGAAACGGUUUUGGACACGUUGGAGAAUGAUAGCAUAAUACCUGAAGACGUGCAAGAGAAAUUGUCGAGACUGCUCGAAAGAUAUCAACAGCUGAGCGACGAGGAUAAAGAGCAGUUUCAGAAGGGCGCCGUUGACGUAUUGACGAAGACUCUGCGAAAGUUACCCGGCAACUCGAUUUUAUCCACGUGGCUCGCGCCAUAUGAAUCUUACAUUCUAUUCAUUUUCGCGGUAUCGUUCGUGGCGAUUCCUCUUGUGUUGGGCGCCCGUCAAUUGUACUGGCAUACACGGGAGCGAGAGCUGAGUCAAACAGAGAAGAAAAAACUCAAAAAACAAAAAAUAAAAGUGAGACAACAAAAUGCGAACAUGAAGAAGAAACAGCAGAAGACGACAUAACAUAUGUUAAUCUUAUAUUUUAAUGAAAAAAAAAAAAAACUUAUUGACGAAAGUGAAGCAAAUUCUUAUAAUCAAUUCAAAAAAAUGCAUGAUGUUCUAUCUAUCAUAGACAAAUUUAAUAUAUGUUGAAAUAUUUGUAUAUAUAUUUUGAAGUAUGAUUGUAUAUCAUUAUCCAUGUAUGAAUAUAUAAUAAUAUAUAAAGUUAUAUAUAUAUAUAUAUAUAUAUAUAUAUAUAUAUUCAUUACAAAAUUUACAAUUCAUAUUUAAUGCAUACAUAUGAUUUAUACAUAUAUUAUAAAAAUGUUCUACUUUUAUUUUAUAGUAAUAUUUGCUACAUAAAAUGAAAAAACUAUUGUUUUUACGAUUUACUUUGAUUUAUCUUAACUAUGUAUUAUAUUAUAAAGUCUUGAUAUUGUAAUAUUGCAUGUAUAUUAUCUAUCUCUUUUUGACAAAUUAAUUAUAAUUAAGGCAAGUGGAGCAUAUAUAAGAAAUAUUAAGGAU
Messenger RNA from Cataglyphis hispanica, 1166 nucleotides. RefSeq lists its product as uncharacterized. Lineage: Eukaryota; Metazoa; Arthropoda; Insecta; Hymenoptera; Formicidae. The transcript has 2 exons. Bases 267 to 665 code for a protein of 132 amino acids. The record is from RefSeq and is a predicted model, not a curated record.